CGGAAAGUUUUUUAAUUAAUUUCUCUGGAGGUUAAUAAGUUUAUUUAACCUUUUAGUUUAACAGGAAACAUUGAAUUGGGAAUUGGUUUCAGCACCUACUUUGCACCCAUAUCAUCGAGUUUUAGCAUAGUAACUGAAAUCAGCACUUAAAUUGUGAAAAAAAGAGGUGGUGAAUUUAAUAAAUAUCAUCCAAGAAUUAUGUAAUAAUACUUACAAGGCAUUAAUUGAAUACAAAUCUAUUAAAAAAAUUCUGUAUGAACAUAAUGAAUGCCAAAAAGAGAAUUACAGAUACAGAUACCAUACAAACAGAAAAGGUCAAAAUUGAUAACGCAAUAUUCCGCUUGCAUCACACUUAUACAGUAUUCGUUAUUUUGCUUUUCACAAUAUUGGUAUCUGUACGAGAGUUAGCUGGAGACCACAUUGAAUGUACCAGAGGAGCACUACUAUCAGUACCAGAAGAUGUUAUAAAUACGUAUUGUUGGAUGAAUUCAAGGUAUACAAAGCCAGAACACUUAAACAUUACAGUAUGGAAUAAUAGAACAAAUCCAGAGGAAAAACCAGUGAAAUAUAUGCACUUUUAUCAGUGGGUAAUAUUUUUACUUCUCUUUCAAGCAGCGAUGUUUUACGUACCCAAGUUGCUGUGGGUUUCCUGGGAAGGUGGUACAUUAAGAUUAUUGACGACGGAUCUUAAAGUUGGUCGAAUGGAAGAACGUGAAAAAGAACAAAAAAUACAUAUCUUAGCCGACUAUUUUAGCAGUAGCUGGAACAGAUAUGAUUGGUAUGCAAGAAAAUACUUCAUUUGUCAAGUUUUGUGUCUUUUGAAUCUAGUUGUACAAGCUUUUAUACUCGAUGAACUUUUAGAUCAAAAUUUCUUUACCUAUGGAAUCUUCUCUUGUCAAUAUUUUUUUUAUGGUGGGAAAUUUGAUCCGAUGUUAGAUGUGUUUCCACGAAUCACAUCAUGCACAUUUUACCAGUUUGCAUCUGAUCCGACAAAUAUUGAGAAAAGCUCUGUACUUUGUGUCGUGGCUUUGAAUAACAUGUAUGACAAAAUUUACUUAUUUUUUUGGUUUUGGUUUUGCAUUCUUUUUCUGUUGACAUUAGGCUCAAUUUUCUUAUUUAUCAUGUUAUUUUUUAUUCGACCCGCCAGAGUAAAUUAUCUGUGUUCUGUAUAUGGGUAUGAUCGUGAGGAAGAUAUGCGCACUUUAGUUCGAGAGGCUUCGUUUGGCGAUUGGUUCAUUUUGUAUCAACUCGGAAAAAAUGUGGACUUUAUUGUUUUCAGAGACCUCGUGCGUGUAAUAUCUCAUAGAAUCGAGAACGAAUCGAUAACCUUUGGCGCUCCACACACAGAUGCAUCUACACAGGUAUUGAGUGACGACUUAAGACGAGCUGCUAGUAUGGGAUGGGGCAGUCAGAAAGAUCAAUUGGGUGAAAGUACUCCGUAUUCGAUUGAAAUUCAAAUUGAAACAGUCGAAGAAGCUCAGAAAUCAGAUCCACAAACAUCAGACAAGAGAUCAGAUCCAAGACCCUACCAGAGAUUAGGUCAGAGACCGGAACCGAGAGAUCAGAACCAAGAUCGUCCUUCAUGGAUGGGUGAAGGAACCAGAGAACAUGAGAGCUUGUGGGUUAGACUUUUGAGAAGUGUAUUGUCCAAAUUAUAAAUA
Molecule: messenger RNA, 1661 nt
Organism: Parasteatoda tepidariorum (common house spider)
Lineage: Eukaryota; Metazoa; Arthropoda; Arachnida; Araneae; Theridiidae
Product: innexin shaking-B
Cellular component (GO): gap junction; plasma membrane
Molecular function (GO): gap junction channel activity
Source: RefSeq, a predicted model, not a curated record